Messenger RNA from Acipenser ruthenus (sterlet), 3631 nucleotides. RefSeq names its product forkhead box protein G1. Gene Ontology annotation, biological process: regulation of transcription by RNA polymerase II. The record is from RefSeq and is a predicted model, not a curated record. Gene Ontology annotation, molecular function: DNA-binding transcription factor activity; sequence-specific double-stranded DNA binding. Lineage: Eukaryota; Metazoa; Chordata; Actinopteri; Acipenseriformes; Acipenseridae. Gene Ontology annotation, cellular component: nucleus. Bases 142 to 1161 code for a protein of 339 amino acids. The transcript has a single exon.
CUUAAUUACUAAUUUUUCCGUUCCGCAUCAACCUCUCUUCUGUUCUAGAAGUUCCUUCAUGCAUGCAAUGUCGUGAUCAGAUCGUGUCUGACCUUUUAGUUUUUUAAACACAAAACCCAAGGCUUCUUGUGAUUGCUGGGGAUGGGGGAUCAGAAAGAGCCGACAAUGGUUCCCAAAUCCACUUCGUUUAGUAUCAAGAGCCUGCUGUUUCCUUCUAAAAGUGACAACCCAAACUCAGGGGCCCCAGAAAAGAAAACUCUGCCUGAGGAAAUGGAAUCGUGUUAUUUUAACCAGGACAAUCACAGGGAGGAAGAGGCAGACGGACCGAAAGAACAGAAUAAAAAUGGGAAAUACGACAAACCGGCGUUCAGUUACAACGCUUUAAUAAUGAUGGCUAUCAGACAGAGUCCAGAAAAGAGACUGACUCUCAAUGGCAUCUAUGAGUUUAUCAUGAACAAUUUCCCUUACUAUAGAGAGCACAAACAAGGCUGGCAAAACUCAAUUCGGCACAACCUGAGCCUGAAUAAAUGCUUUGUGAAAGUACCAAGGCAUUACGAUGAUCCAGGAAAGGGGAACUACUGGAUGCUGGACCCGUCGAGCGACGAUGUCUUUAUCGGGGGGACAACUGGCAAACUUCGGAGGCGGUCAACAACAUCGAGGGGCAAGUUGGCACUGAAAAAAGGACUUCGGUUUGGGCCUCUCGGGCUGGGAUUGAGCGACAGGGCAAGCAACCCUUUGUACUGGCAAAUAUCGCCAUUUUUAUCUUUGCAUCACCCUCAUUAUAACAGGUCUGCAUCAGGAUUUCUGAGCCAGGGCCAUGCUUACGGCUCUCUGCUUUCCGGGAUUGACCAGUUGGGAAACGGGGACCUGUCUCGUCCGAUAUUGGGUGGAUCUGGUCUGACAAACAGUUACGGCGUGAGCACGUCUUCUGUCAGUUUACUAUCAGGACAGUCUGGCUAUUUCGUCUCUGGAGCCCAGCACUCGCAGCCCGUUCAGCACAAUGGAGGCGGUUUCGGGGUACCAUCCAGCUCGCCCUCUACACUGAUUUCUGAAACACUGAGACCGUCACUGCCUUCCUUUACGUCGGGUGUUUCUACGGGAUUUGCUGGGGUCCUGUCGCAUCAAAACAGGGUUACAUCUGCUAGUUCGUUUUUAAACUGAUCCUAUUACUUCCAGGCUGGGCAAUGAGUAACAUGCAAACUAAAAAAUAUGGUUUCCCAAAUUGACAAACUUAUGUUAUUUUUUAUAAGAAAUAAAUUAAAAAUAAUGAUAAUUAAUGCUGUAAGUAAAAUGCUAGCUGCAAAAAAAAAAGCAUAAAUGAAAGACAUUAUUUGUCAUGACCUGUUGUAAUAACACAUCCAAAACCCUUGCAUUCCUUACGAGCAAAAUUGUUCUUUUUUUGGUUUGUUUUGUCCAUAAACACAAUUGGAAAGGGAAGACCCUUGUUACCUUAGGAUUAUUUUUACCUGUGAUAUUUAGUUUAAUUUAUGUUUCUGUUUUCGUGUUUUUAUUGAAAUUGUAUUACCAUUACAAAUUUCAAUCCGUCAGUCUAAAGAUAAACUACAUAGUUCCUUAAAUUAUUUAGUAUUUUAUGUAAAUAAUAUUUAAGUGUUUUAUUCGCGACAAGAAUAUUAAUAAUAAAGUGGAUUUGUCCAUAUAAACGCCUUAAUAAACAAAAAUCAGUGCUGGCGACCGUGUAUGGGUAUACACACUGACUGUGUUGUGGUUUUAUUUGAUCAGUUCAGGUUUCAUAUAGAUCUGCUAAAAUAAACAAACACACACACACACACACACACACACACACACACACACACACACACACACACACAUAUAUAUAUAUUGUAAUGUUAUCAUCCGACUAUAAAAUGAAAGAUGCAAUAAUUGUUGAACUAUACCGUUGACAUUUUAUUUGUGUGUGUUUUUCUUUUCGUGAUUGUGUAAAUGCUUAGAGGGAGCAACACAUAUAUAUAAAGCAGAAGCCUGCGUGUAGGCCUCUGUGUGGGUCAGCUAUGUUUGUUUAUGUUUAUUUGUUUAUUUAGCAGUGGUCGUUUUAUUGCCCAGAUCGCACCAUAGAAUGGAUCUUGUAUGAUCCCCACCAAUUAUUAUCGACCGUGACGUAAUAGCGCUAGGUACAAUGUGACCAUACAUUUUAAAAGAAAAAAAAGCGUCUAUCUUUGUAAAGGGGUAUUAUAAACAAUUGGUUUUUUAAUUAUUAUUAUUAUUAUAUUUUUAAAAAAUGUAUUUACACAGCAUAAAAAGAAUGUACUAUAGGCAGUUGGAUCCCCCCUAUAUAUAUAUAUAUAUAUAUAUAUAUAUAUAUAUAUAUAUAUAUAUAGACACACACACACACACACAAUUUAUAGGCCUACAGUUCUACUAUUAUCCAAAGAUGUCUAACAUCCACAUACCGGAUUCAUUUAAGUGUCUGCAUUUUAUUAUUAUUAUUUUUUAAUGUUAUUUCAACGUUUUGCAUUUUUAAUUUCAACGCUAUACAGUAAUGAUUUAGGCUACGUAUGUUUUAAUUAUUGUCUUCUUUUUUUGUUUAUUUCUGUAAAGAAUUUUAACAAGGUUAAAGUGAAACUAAAAUAAAAUAUGAUGUUUUUUUUUUUUGGUUUGUUUUGGUUAAGACCAUAUACUCAGUAUUGAUAUAUUUGUGCCUGUUUGUACAGCAUAUCUCCUUUACCAGGGGAAUUAUAUCCACAUGCAAUAUUACCGUAUUUUAGUGUAGGAGUAUUUAAAAAGGCAACACUUACUGGAAGCAGUUUGUUUAUAAUGUUUAAUACAACAUAUUCCUCUUUGUACUUGUGGGUCUUUAUGGUGGUAUAUGGGAUAUAUUUAGGAUGCAUUAUCUUUUGAUGUAGUAAGAUGAUAGCUUGUAAUUUAGUCUGAAACACGUGUUUUUUAAAAUAUAAAUAUAAUUGUCCAUGUAUCGAAUAAGCCUGAAAAUUUCAAGACUUGUCUAUUUACAUUAUUGUAGAUGUGCACAUGUAUAUAAUAAAUAUUUAGGCCUGAUGUAAUUUGAUAGGGAAUAAAGAUUUCUUUCUUGAGGGCGAUUAAGAAAGUUUAUGUAAAACACGGAGGAGGGGAAAGAUACAUAACGUUUUCAUUUUGUGACAGUGUUGUAUUUAUUCGCGGCUUCUCGCGUGCGCGUGCACACUCUGUUUUAAUACGUUUUCUUCUAUGGGUGUUUGUUUUUGUCAAAGCUGUGGUGUGGGGAGGAAACGUGUUAUAGAUUUUCAUACCAAAGCUGUAGCAAAAACAAUGCAAAUGCCCUGUUAGAUCUAAGCAUAUAAUAAUCAAUCCAUGUAGGACAUAGGCUGAUGUGCCGUGCUGGAGAAACAUUCGACAAGUUAUAAUUUAAAGGUUUUCUACACCACAAUAAACUGCAGCGUUUCGGAUGUCCGAACUCAUGAACAGAAACACAGAGAUUAUGUCAGAAUUUCUCAAUUUCUUAUUUUUUUUAUUCUUUAUUCAUGAGUAUGAAGGUUAAAAGUGAAUACGAAGACGUUUCGACCUCAAACGCCCUCAUCACAAUGAAAUAAAUAGGCCCGUGCAAGUUAUGCGCAGUGCCUGUACACAGACUUUUACGAUCUUCUUUUUAUUAUUAUUAUUAUUAUUAUUAUUAUUAUUA